AUGGGUCCUCUACAGUAUUUAUUUCUCUGUGGACUUCUCUACACCCAAACCGACGGGUCUCGUCUUCGCCAGGAAGACUCCCCUCCCCGCAUUGUUGAGCACCCUUCUGACCUCAUUGUGUCCAAGGGGGAACCUGCAACUCUCAACUGUAAGGCAGAGGGACGUCCAACCCCCACAGUGGAAUGGUACAAAGAUGGGGAACGCGUUGAAACAAACCGCGACAACCCCCGUUCACACCGUAUGCUGCUGCCCAGCGGCUCCCUCUUCUUCCUACGCAUCGUCCACGGACGAAGGAGCAAGCCCGAUGAUGGCAGCUAUGUGUGUGUAGCCCGAAACUAUCUUGGGGAGGCCGUAAGCCGAAACGCAUCUCUAGAAGUAGCACUGUUACGUGAUGACUUCAGACAGAACCCACAGGAUGUGGUGGUGGCGGUCGGAGAGACCGCCAGUCUCGAGUGUCAGCCUCCACGCGGGCAUCCUGAGCCCACCACCUUCUGGAGGAAAGAUAAGGCUCGUCUCGACCUCAAAGAUGACAGGAUCACAGUUCGUGGGGGAAAGCUGACCAUCUCAAACACGAAGAAGAGUGAUGUUGGGAUUUAUGUGUGUGUAGCCACCAACAUGGUUGGGGAGAGGGAAAGUGAAAAAGCUCAGCUCUCUGUGUUUGAAAGACCAGUGUUUGUGCAGCGGCCUGUGAACCAGGUGGUCUUAGUUGAAGAGAGUGUGGAGUUCAGGUGUCAGGUCCAUGGUGACCCACCGCCUACUCUGCGCUGGAAAAAGGAAGACGUGGAUAUUCCCCGUGGCAGGUAUGACAUCAGAUAUGAAAAAGAGGAUUCCCUGCUGAGGAUAAAGAAAGCGUCAGUCAAUGAUCAGGGGACCUUCACCUGCCAAGCAGAGAACCGUGUGGGUAAAGUGGAGGCCUCUGCCUACCUGACUAUCAGAGAGGCACCCCAGUUUGUGGUGCAACCCCGUGACCAGAUUGUCGCUCAAGGACGAAAGGCUACCUUUCCCUGUGAGACCAGGGGCAAACCUCAGCCCACCAUCUUCUGGCAACGAGAGGGUAGUCAGGAUCUUCUGUUUCCAAACCAGCCAACACAGGGAGACAGCCGUGUGUCUGUGUCCAUGAAUGGAGAGCUGACUAUUUCAGCAGUGCAACGCUCUGAUGCAGGGUAUUAUAUCUGCCAGGCCCUCACUGUUGCAGGCAGUAUCAUGGCCAAAGCCCAGCUUGAGGUAGCUGACGCUCUGAAGGACCGCCCACCACCAAUCAUCCGCCAGGGCCCAUCGAACCAAACGCAGGCGUUGGGAGGUGUGACUGUACUUAGGUGUCAGGCGUCAGGGGACCCAGAGCCUACAGUCACCUGGCGAAAGAACGGGGCCAGUCUGCUUGGAAAGGAUCCACGGUUUUCUCUGCUGGAGCAUGGCAGUCUUCAGAUCCAGAGUGCCAGGCUGUCUGACUCCGGGUUGUACACCUGUGUUGCUACCAGUUCCAGUGGAGAAACCUCAUGGAGUGCCUACUUGGAUGUCAGAGACUCCACUGAUCUCACAGACUUCAUGUCCCACAAUGUGACGGCACUCCCAGGGCCACCCUCCAAGCCAGAGGUCACUGAUGUUACCAAGAGCAGUAUCUCGUUGUCAUGGGAACCGGGGCAAGAGGCGGGCUCCCCAGUGUCCUCCUAUGUCAUUGAGGCCUUUGGUCAGUCAGUGAGUAACAGCUGGCAGACAGUGGCAGACCAUGUGAAGACCACCGAGUUCACAGUCAAGGACCUACGACCCAAUACUGUCUACCUGUUUAUCAUCAGGGCAGUCAAUGUUCAAGGGCUAGGAGACCCCAGCCCCAUGUCUGAGCCUGUCCGGACUCAAGACAUCAGUCCCACGGCACAGGGAGUGGACCACCGUCGCGUGCAGAAGGAGUUAGGGGAUGUGGUGGUCAGCAUGCAUAACCCUGUAGUCCUUAGUUCCACUUCAGUGCAGGUCACAUGGACUGUGGAGAAUCCAUCCCAGUUUAUUCAAGGUUACCGUGUUCUGUAUCGGCAGACGUCAGGCCUGCCUUCCCCAGGGCCAUGGCAAAUACAGGACUUGAAGGUCUCCUCAGAGAGGGACAUGCCUCUCUCUGGUCUCAAGAAAGGCAUUGUGUAUGAGAUUAAAGUGCGGCCAUACUUCAAUGAGUUCCAGGGUGCAGACAGUGAAUCCAUGACAGCACGCACCAUGGAGGAAGCACCCAGUGCGCCUCCACAGCAAGUGUCAGUGUUGACAGUAGGGAGCCAUAACAGCACGUCCAUCAGCGUGUCAUGGGACCCUCCCCCCUCAGACCAACAGAACGGCAUCAUCCAGGAAUACAAGAUCUGGUGUUUGGCCAACGAAACUCGGUUUCAUGUCAAUAAGUCUGUGGACGCAACCAUCCGUUCAGUGGUUGUCGGGGGUCUGCAGGCAGGAGUGCAGUACCGCGUGGAGGUAGCUGCAGGCACCAGUGCAGGAGUGGGGGUCAAAAGCAAGCCCCAGCUCAUCAUCUUGGGUGCAGAACAGAGGGAUGUAAUGACGGGAUCGGAAGGUAACAACAGCAUCUCAGAUGUGGUCAAGCAGCCAGCCUUCAUUGCUGGCCUGGGAGGGGCCUGCUGGAUUGUCCUCAUGGGCUUCAGUGCCUGGCUGUACUGGAGGAGGAAAAAAAGGAAGGGACUCAGCAACUAUGCAGUUACAUUCCAAAGAGACAGAGGUCUGAUCAGAAAUGGAAGCCGUCCGGGGCUGUUGAAAUCGGGUGAUCCAGGCCUUCCCUGGUUGGCUGACUCCUGGCCCUCCACAAGCCUCCCAGCUAAUGGGGGCCUAGGGAGUCCGAAGGGUGGCAACAACUUUGGCCGAGGAGAUGUUUUACCAUCCGCUGCGGUGGAGAAGACGGGCACCAUGCUGUCUGAUGGUGCCAUCUACAGCAGUAUUGACUUCAUGGGGAAGGCAGGUUACAACAGCCCAGCGCGAGGCAGUCAGCCCACCCCCUACGCCACCACUCAGAUACUCCAGUCCAACAGCUUCCAUGAGCUGGCUGUGGACAGGCCAGAUCCCCGCUGGAAGGCUUCUCUCCAAGCCCAGCAGGAAAUGGCAAACCUGGGCUACUCGCUAACUGACAGAUGCCCUGGCAGUGGUACAAAGGUUGGGAAGAAAAAGAAGGUGAAGGGUGGAACAAAGACCUCUAAAUCUAAUGGGACAUGUUGGGCGAACAUGCCCCUGCCUCCACCACCCAUGCACCCUCUCCCUGGUACUGAGGUUGACCUUGACCAUUACCCCCAGGAAAACCACGGAGGAUACGACAGCAACAGUUGGGCUCCACCCAUGUCUGUCCAGACCUACCGCCACCAGAAUUUGGACAACGAGGUAGAAGAGGAGAGAGGUCCCACUCCCCCCCUGAGAGGAAGAUCAUCCUCGCCGGCAGCAGCGGCAGCAGCUCCUUUCAGCCAGCCCUCAUCCUCCUCUCUCGGCUCUGCCCACCACGAGGAAAUGCAAUCCAUUUUGCAGGCCCACUUGGAUGAGCUGACCAGAGCUUACCAGUAUGAGGUAGCCAAGCAGGCAUGGUAA
Messenger RNA from Scomber japonicus (chub mackerel), 3555 nucleotides. Its product is annotated as roundabout homolog 2-like. The record is from RefSeq and is a predicted model, not a curated record. Gene Ontology annotation, cellular component: axon; plasma membrane. Gene Ontology annotation, molecular function: protein binding. Gene Ontology annotation, biological process: axon guidance; cell-cell adhesion. NCBI's taxonomy places the organism in Eukaryota, Metazoa, Chordata, Actinopteri, Scombriformes, Scombridae. Bases 1 to 3555 code for a protein of 1184 amino acids. The transcript has 22 exons.